Molecule: messenger RNA, 1807 nt
Organism: Cryptotermes secundus
Lineage: Eukaryota; Metazoa; Arthropoda; Insecta; Blattodea; Kalotermitidae
Product: putative mediator of RNA polymerase II transcription subunit 12
Exons: 2
Coding region: 35-1807 (590 amino acids)
Source: RefSeq, a predicted model, not a curated record
CGCUCAGAGAACGUUUCUUGUCUCUCUAGACGACAUGCCCCGGAUACUCCUCGUGUUGGCAGCCUGUCUACUAGGCAACGGCUGCGUGGCUAAACAGUCGGACGACACUGAGCCGCUCAUCUGGAACAAUGCGGGUCAAGGCAGCUCGUCCCCGGCGCCCUUGAAAUUGGACCCUGUGCUAAGACGCGCCCUGCUCCGAGCACUCACACAGCUGGAGCUCGAGGCGCAGAGAAAAGCAACCGGAGCCGACAUCGCAGAAAAUACAUCAGUAGACGACGCCUCGGUGAAGGACACGCAGGAGGCAAACAUAAAACGCGACCUCGAGGAAUUGCUAGGGAACUAUGAGAAUGCCAUCAAACAACCAGAAGAACCGCAGACACCAGUCAAAGUAAAGGAGAAUCAAGACAUGAUCAUUCUAGACGAACAAAACUCACAGCCUGCUGAUGAAGUAAGCGUCAUCGACUAUGAAGUUCCCGGCGACAAAACAAAGACACCCGAUGAUCUACACCAGCAAGAGCAGACAUCCUUCUCGGAAAAACCACAGGAGAGUGCCAUAUUUUUCCAAAACCAGCAAUCUGAAACUGAAGAGAAGACAGAAAAUGAAGAGAAGAAGUCAGAAACAGAUUACCCACCGCAAGGUGACAUUCAGUCCAACAUCAUCCCCUCAAGUACACAGCUGACGGACACCGAUAAAAGUGGCAACACUGACAAGAAAGUAAGCGAACAGGACUACAACGUUGCAGAAACGUCUUCGACGGUAAAUAAUGCCGUCGUCAAGACCAACGAUCUGCCAGCUGGCAGUGAAAGUACAAAACUCGAUCUGGACGACCAGGAUGUAUCGAUAUUCCAGGCUCCACUCGUGGCUGCAUUUACGCUACAGCAAGACGAAAAGGGAAAUCCUAAGAGGGUGGUGCCUCUACUGCGACGGCCACAGUCAACUCUGUUAGCACAGCAACGACAGCGCCUCCAGCAACAGCAAAUUCAACUAAUAAAGGAACAUCAACAAUUCCCGCAACUGCCUCUGCAAACUGCAGAACAACAGCAUCGGUUUCAACCGCAGCCACUACACUUAACAGGACAACAACCGCGUUUCCAGCCGCAGCCACUGCAACUAUCAGACCAACGUUUCCAACCGCGACCGUUGCAACUAACUCGAGAACAAGAGCUGGAACGUAAAACACGUCUAUUAGAAGAACAAUUGCUUCAGCUGCAACGGCAGCAAAAUUUUCAACAACAGCAGCAAUUCCAGCAACAACAGCAGUUUCAGCAGCAACAGCUCUUGAAACAACAACAACUUCUAGAGCAGGAACGGUUGAGGCAGAGACAACAGCAGUUAUUCGUUGAAGAGCAGCAGAGGCUGAGGUUCCAGCAACAAGCGUUCCUACCUCUGGAGCCACCCCCACAUCCACAGCGGCAGAGAUCGCAGCGGCAGGAGACCGGAACAGGAAUAGUGGACUUCCAGCAAAGUGUCGGUUUCCAGUUCGGGCAACAACCAAACAAUUUAUUCCAGCAACAGUUUGUUCCGUCCACCUUCCAGCAGGUUUCUAACCCCUCGACGGACUUCGUUUUUAACAACGUGAAUAGUUUCAGGCAACCUAUCCAGCCUUCGUCCGUGAACAGUCAACUACAAAAUCUACUGUACCAGUCAGGUGUAGCUGGAGAUCUGCAGAUUAAUGGUGCAUCACCUCAGGAAGACCUCAACAUCGUGUCAAAAAUUUUGUCCCUCAACCACGAAGGAAGGGGGGACAGAUCCGGCAGGGAGACACCCCAGCCACCAUCAAGAUUUAUCAGCCCCCCACUCCCUUGA